Messenger RNA from Leptopilina boulardi, 756 nucleotides. RefSeq names its product protein PFC0760c-like. The record is from RefSeq and is a predicted model, not a curated record. The transcript is spliced from 4 exons. Lineage: Eukaryota; Metazoa; Arthropoda; Insecta; Hymenoptera; Figitidae. The coding region runs from base 1 to 756 and encodes 251 amino acids.
AUGAUGAUGAUCAUGGUCAAGAAUUAUGAUGAUCAUAAGGAUGCUAGACAGAAGGAUGAUCGUAGUAAUUGUGAUUAUAAUGCUGAUGAUAAUAAAUAUGAUAAUGAUGAUGAUUAUGUUUAUGUUGAUGAUGAUUAUAAUGAAAAUUAUCAUAAUGAUGAUGAUCAUGUUCAGGGUGAUAAUUAUCAUGAUAAUAAUGGUCAUGAUGAUGUUCAUAAUGCUAAUGGUGAUAAUUAUCAUGUUAAUUUUUAUCAUGAUGAUGAUCAUAAUGCUAAUGAUAAUGAUCAGAAUUAUGAUGAUCAUAAGGAUGCUAGACAGAAGGAUGAUCGUAGUAAUUGUGAUUAUAAUGCUGAUGAUAAUAAAUAUGAUAAUGAUGAUGAUUAUGUUUAUGUUGAUGAUGAUUAUAAUGAAAAUGAUCAUAAUGAUGAUGAUCAUGUUCAGGGUGAUAAUUAUCAUGAUAAUAAUGAUCAUGAUGAUGUUCAUAAUGCUAAUGGUUAUAAUGAUUAUGAUCAUAAUGAUGAUGAUCAUACUGAUGAUCAUAAUGAUCCUAAUCAUAAUGAUGAUCAUGGUCAAGAUCAUGAUGAUGAUGAUCAAAAUGCUAAUGAUUAUAAUGAUGAUGAUCAUAAAUAUGAUCAUCAUGAGGAUGAUUGGGUUGGUGAUCAUUCUAAUUGUUAUCACAAGGAUGAUGAUCAUGAUUAUAAUGAUUAUAAAUAUGAUGAUCAGCAUGAUGAUUAUCAUGAUGAUGAUCAUGGUUAA